Messenger RNA from Arachis ipaensis, 1585 nucleotides. RefSeq names its product sister chromatid cohesion protein PDS5 homolog C-like. The record is from RefSeq and is a predicted model, not a curated record. Gene Ontology annotation, cellular component: nucleus; chromatin. Lineage: Eukaryota; Viridiplantae; Streptophyta; Magnoliopsida; Fabales; Fabaceae. Gene Ontology annotation, biological process: DNA repair; mitotic sister chromatid cohesion.
UCUCCCUCCACUCACUCCCCGCGUUUCCUUCAUUUCCCCAAAUUCACCAUUUCAAUUUUCAUCCACCCUUAUUUUACCCCUGAAUUCACCUCGCAUUCUUCAACCCUCCUUCUCCAUCACUGCAGUCACUCCGCUGCUUCCGUCGCAUCGCUGCUGCCGUCACUCCGCUGCUGCCGUUGCACCGCUGCUGCCAUCGCUUCGUCUCUUUGCACCGUUGUUGUUGCUGCUCAAUCAAAAUUAAAAACAAGUUCGCAGGGAAAAGUGGAGCCAAAAUUGUUUGUAUAUGCUACUAUGAGCAGGAAAACAACUGUGGCUUUGUGUUUUGUGAUCACAAAGAGAAUGGCAUCCACUAAUGAGACUGAAAAUCUGGGUGAGAGUGAUACUGUGAAGAACCUUAAACAUGUUGAGAGGAAGCUUCUCAGAUGCAAUGUUCCUGUUGAUGAGCUUCCUGAAGUGCUUGAUAAUCUGGACCUGGUACUAUCAACAGUCAAUCAAUUACCAAGUGAGCCAAUUCAGGAAGCACUUGUACCUUCCAUGAAAGCAUUGAUUUCUGAUGAACUUCUAAGGCACACAGAUGAGGAUGUUAAGAUUUCGGUUACAUCUUGCAUUGCUGAGAUUACAAGAAUUACAGCCCCGGAUACCCCUUACGACGAUGAACAGAUGAAGAUUGAGGUCUCCAAGAUGCAUUUGGAAAGUGGGGAUAUUGGGACACCAAAUGGGGCAUUGGAAGAAGCUAAGGCGUUGAAUUUAAGGAUGAAGCGUAGUUGGAACCUAAGCAGCAAAGAUAUGUUGUUUAGAGCUAAUAAGAUUGAUCUCAAGAGUUUGGAUGAUGAGCUAGAAAAGCACCUUACAAGGGUUCUGUCUAGACAUAUUGAUGCCAAAAGGCCUAAAUAAGAGUGGGAGAUUGAUUGUUGGAAUAUUAUUUGUCAUACUAAUCAGAAUGAAUGAUAUUUGGUCCCCCACCCCCUUCUUUUGCAAAAUGUAAUGAUUGGUAUUAAUUCACAAGGUCAUGGUCUGAAUUUUUGUUUCUAGACUUUGAUAUACUUGGUUUCUUGUUUUUAUUUAUAUUAGUCCAAACAAAGUAAAUUCAUUCUUCGUUUCCCAAUUAUGGAAUAUGUGCAAGUGGAGGAGCGACUAGUCUCUGUGGAUGAAUUGCUAGAUGCUGAUAAGGUCUUCUGCACAGGGACAGCUGUGGUUGUGUCACCUGUAGGCAGUGUUACUUAUCUUGGCAACAGGGUAUCCUAUGGAGAAGGUAUUGGAGCAGUGUCCCAGCAACUCUAUAGUGUCCUUACAAGACUACAGAUGGGUAUUACAGAGGAUGUGAUGAAUUGGACUGUUGAGCUGAGAUAGGCACAUAAAGAAAUAGCUGGCACUGCAUCUUCGCUGAAAUCCCGUGCAAAUCUCCAAUCACUAGAACUAGUUCUUUUAAAAUUUUGCUUUUGGAUAUGAUUAGUUCUUGUGGAUAGUCACUGGGGUGUGUGUAUUACUUUUAAAAAAAAUAUUUUUAGUGAUUAUAUAAUAGAAUAGCUAGCAAUGCUUUCAGCCUUUUUUUGGUAUUGAACACACCACAUUCUUAAGAAUUAUU